Messenger RNA from Eurypyga helias (sunbittern), 955 nucleotides. RefSeq names its product progressive ankylosis protein homolog. Gene Ontology annotation, biological process: phosphate ion transmembrane transport. Gene Ontology annotation, molecular function: phosphate transmembrane transporter activity. The transcript is spliced from 8 exons. The record is from RefSeq and is a predicted model, not a curated record. The annotation marks the transcript as partial. NCBI's taxonomy places the organism in Eukaryota, Metazoa, Chordata, Aves, Eurypygiformes, Eurypygidae. Gene Ontology annotation, cellular component: membrane.
AUGCCGGCUCUAAGCCAGGAAGGAAACCAAGGCUGGUCGAGGCUCCCCAGAGACUGUAGAGUGAAGGGUGCGGCGCCCUGGCAGGUCCCAGCAGAGGUGAUCAUUAGGCGGACAUAUAGCGAUUUGGGGUAUUACAUUAUAAAUAAGCUGCACCAUGUGGAUGAAUCAGUGGGAAGUAAAACUCGGAGGGCCUUCAUUUAUCUUGCUGCCUUCCCUUUUAUGGACGCCAUGGCAUGGACCCAUGCUGGGAUUCUGCUGAAACACAAGUACAGUUUCCUGGUGGGAUGUGCCUCCAUCUCAGAUGUCAUAGCUCAGGUUGUUUUUGUAGCCAUUUUGCUUCACAGUCACUUGGAGUGCAGGGAGCCUCUUCUGAUCCCAAUCUUGUCCUUAUACAUGGGAGCACUUGUCCGAUGUACCACGUUAUGCCUCGGAUACUACAGGAACAUACAUGAUGUCAUUCCUGACAGAAGUGGGCCUGAAAUGGGGGGAGAGGCUACAAUAACGAAGAUGCUGAGUUUUUGGUGGCCUUUGGCGUUGAUUUUGGCAACUCAGCGAAUAAGUAGGCCCAUUGUCAACCUUUUUGUCUCCCGGGACCUAGGUGGCAGUUCUGCAGCCACAGAGGCGGUGGCAAUUCUUACAGCCACGUAUCCUGUGGGACACAUGCCGUAUGGCUGGCUGACAGAGAUCAGGGCAGUAUACCCUGCUUUUGACAAGAAUAACCCCAGCAAUAAAUUGGUGAACACCAACAGCACCGUCACAGCGACACAUAUCAAGAAGUUCACUUUUGUUUGCAUGGCGUUAUCCUUAACGGCUGCUCCAGAUGCCCAAGCUUUUGCGCUCUGCUUUGGAUUUGGGUAUGCCAAAUUAGGAACUGCCAAGUGGAUACCACCUGCCGGCUGUCCUGUCCGGUUGGUCAGCAAGGCGUCGCCAGCCGCUGAAAUGCAGGCACUGGCAG